Messenger RNA from Belonocnema kinseyi, 4121 nucleotides. RefSeq names its product apoptotic chromatin condensation inducer in the nucleus (gene Acn). Gene Ontology annotation, molecular function: RNA binding. The record is from RefSeq and is a predicted model, not a curated record. The transcript has 9 exons. NCBI's taxonomy places the organism in Eukaryota, Metazoa, Arthropoda, Insecta, Hymenoptera, Cynipidae. The coding region runs from base 169 to 3162 and encodes 997 amino acids.
UGAGAUCAUUCAUUAUCGUGUGGGAGAGAGCUUGUUCGAUAAAAUUAUUAUUACAGCGGGCAUCGUUGUGGGUGCUUAUAUUUUAUGUCAGUUUUUAAAAGUCGUGAAGCCUGCAGAAGCGUAAACCUCGAUAGAACCAUUGUUUAACGACGGUGCAUACUUUCAAAUAUGAGGCGCAAAAGCGAGAGAAACAAACCAAAAGGUUCACCGGAGAAGAAAGUAGACAAGCCGACGAGAAAAUCAUCACGCCGACGUGGUAAAAGAUCAACAUCGUCAUCUCCCGAGAGAGAUGACUCACAAGAAGAUGCUACAUCCGACGCCUCUCUCUCUCGAGAGAGCAGCAAAGAAUCGACUCGUCUUCAGACAAAGGAAUUAAAGCCAAUUCCUGAAAAGGAUGAAACAGUCGUAUUGACUGAAGGUGUCGUGGAUAAGGAUGCAUCACCCGAGACCGAGGACAAUGGAUCCGUAUGGAAAGUGGCACGAGCUGAUGCGUCCCCCGGCGAAAUACAGAAACUGAAACUGUGCAGACAGCGCAAUAUGUCAGAAACAUCAGACAAUUCGACGAGUAGGAAAAGAUCACACAAGUGGCAGGGAAGUGGCGAGGGAGUUGUCGAGGAGGUUGACUCUAACGACGAGCGACUAGGCUCUCCUCGAGUAGAGCCUGGCGGCAUGCGACCUGACGAUACCUCCUCAAUACCCCCAGGUCAGGACUCCAACGAAGAGGUAAGUGAUUACAAGGAGACCCUGCCCGAAUCCACUUCAGCCAACUUGUCUGACGCUAAACCAAACAUAGAUCUGCAAGGCGAUUCGAAUGAGGCAAGUUGUUCCAACCAAAGUAACGAUAUCAAGUCCAAUCCAAUUGACACAUCUGCAGAUCUCAUCUCCUAUGGAGAUCAAGCCGCCCAGGCAGUCUCAAGAUUGCAGGAGAUAAUGACGGAACAGGGCAACGAGGCCUACAGCCAGGAAUACCAACAGAACACAUCGGACGCGACAUUCACCGAGAAGGAUGAGCAAGUUCCUGGACGAGGGGAGGAAGGGGAGCAAUACCCCGAAGAGGAUCAGGGAACUCCCAAACGAAAGGAAGAUUUGGAAAGGAAAGGGGACUGUUCAGUAAUUGAGAAGAAAGUUCCGCAAGGGGAUAAAAAGAUCCAACAAGUCGAGGGACAAGAUUGUCAAGAGUAUGUUCCCGAAAUAGAGGAGCAAGCUUCUCGAGAUGGAAUUCCUGUAACAGAGGAGCAAGUUUCAUCAGAGGGACUUGUGUUGUCCAAAGCAGACAGUCCACAGAAAGGAGAAGAGUCUUCCCAGGAUGGAGAGGAUCUUGAGAAACGAAAAUCUUCUCAAGUGGCGGAGGAAUCUCCUGAAGUACCGCGGAAAAAGAAAGAACAGGUUCCUGCAAGAGAAGAAGAUACGCAUGAAAAUAGCCGAGACACACCACAGAAAGGUGAAGACACGCCUCAAAGGGAUGAUCGCAAAGAUUCAAGCAGUGAUGAUGAACGGGUCGGUAACAAGAAUGAUCAUUCAGACUCGAAUUCCAAUGGCGAGAGUCGAGCCAAAGUCCGAUCAAGUCUGAGAGCGUCUUCCCGUUCUACUCGUAGGAAGCAUCGUAGCAAAUAUCGAGAGUCUUCAAAUUCUGAUACUCCAGAUUCGGAGGACGAUCCUUCCACCGGAAGGGAGUCGAAGCAGUCUGCAACUCCAGAGGCAGAGGUGCCGAGAGAGAAGGAAUAUCUUAAGGAUAGAAGUCGCUCCAAGUCCCUGGAACCGAGAGAGAAUUCACCUGUGUUAAAUAGUCGGCAAACAGCUAAUGAAGUUGAGGAUGUUGAAAAGGAAGACACGAAGAUCGUAGAUAGCACGAGUGGUAAUAAAUCAAUUGCCAGUCUUUCAAAUGCAUCGACGUCUAGUCAAAAACCCGCAAAAAUCAACUUAAAGAGGACAUUCAGUACUCGAUUAUCGGUAGAUGAACACAAAACUGAAGACACUAGUUUGAGUACCAACACAGAUUCUAUUCAGACUAAGGAAAAUCAUACAGACGAUAAGACAGAGCAAAAGCGAGUAGUCCCUAAGAGGCGUAGAUGGGGAACAACUCUUUCCACAGACACAACCACGGACUUUUCUAUCUCGACAGAUUCUUUAAAGGCUUUAGUGCCAGGAGCGAAGCCACUGUCAAUCACAGAAGUUCGUCUUUCCAAAGACGACGAGGAUGAGCAUAUUAGUGGCAAAGAUCGAGAGAAAAAACACCAUACAAGCGACAGUAAUGGCGAAUACACGGUCAGGGAAGAAACAAUUGCUCAAAAAAUGGAGGGUCCUAGGAAGGGAGAUUCAAAAGCGGAUAAUCAUAUAGGAUCAAGGAGAAAAAUAUCUGUAGUUAGAGACAUUCCUCACACAAAGGCGCCCAAUUCACCGCCUUCAAAAGGAACCAGUAUACUUUUGAUUAAAAACCUGGUGCGGCCCUUCACUCUGACUCAGAUCAAGGAACUUUUAUCUCGCACUGGAACUAUUGUGGAGGGUGGUUUCUGGAUGGAUAGGAUCAAGUCUAAAUGUUUCGUAGAGUAUAGUAAUGAAGACCAAGCGUUCGAGACGAGGCAGGCGUUGCACGGAAUAUCGUGGCCAACUUCGAAUCCGAAAAAGCUUCAGGUGGAGUAUGCGUCGAAGGAGGAUAUGCAAUUGGCCCGAGACACAUGCACAGACCAACCUGUUUCCCGCAAAGCGGAACCUCAUCUGCAGUCGGAUUCGUGGCAACGCGACUGGGCACGUGAUGACAAAAAUCAAGUGGGAGGAACCAAGGUGAUGGUCGUACGAGAGUGGGACUUGGGAAAGGAGGAUGGCCAACUGCACGUGGUGAAGGAGGAGCGGGAUAAAAAGGAAUUUGAAAAGAAAAAGAGACACAGGAGCCAGACUCCACCAAAAGAAGUUCAUCUGCCAGCACCAGCUCGCAAAUUUAAGAAGAAGGAAGAUGAUCCUCCUCCUGCGAAGCUGCUGGACGAUCUCUUUAGAAAAACUAAAGCCACACCCUGCAUAUACUGGUUACCUCUCACAAACGAGCAGAUCGUGGUGAAGGAAGAGAUGCGAAGACAGCACAUGGCAGAACAUGCGCGCCGACUGGAAGAGAUGAGGCGAGCCGAAAGGAAUAGAGAGAGUCGACGCCGACGCAGUCCCAGAAAAUAAUUAUUUUAUUUUUUAUUUUUCAAUAAACCUGGAAUCCGCGUGAAACGUAGCUUUUCAUUCUGCAGAUUGAUUUUAUGAGUACGACAGAUUUUUUGCAACGUUAAUUGUGACGUUGUCACUAAAAUUCAUCAAGAAUUCUAACGCGGGUCAAUCAAUUCUUGCCCAAUUUUUGUCAUUACAAGUUCUCACUUUGAAACGAGUUACGAAAUUAAUUUAUUGCGUUUUCAGCACUCUUAACGGAUUACUUGAAAUUUCCAAGCAGAAUGUUUUUGUUUUUUUGUUCUCAUUUUACCCCUCUUAUUAGCUACGUUUUCUUUUCUUUUGUUUUACGUUCUUUUUUUUGUCUUUCUUGAACUUGAAAAAAGUAAGCCCUCAGCAUGUCGAGAAUACUAGUUUGGUUUAUGCCCUCUACUUUUCAGCAUUAAACUAUACUUCUUACAGGUCAGCGAAAAUUACUAAUCGGCACCGGACGAAUGCAAUUCUGACAUUUGUUUUGGUAACGAGUCGACAUCAUCUACAGAGGAUCGUGAUUGAGGAUAGCGCCUUGCAAUGAUCUUUAAAUCUCGUUCUUUUUCGAACAAGUUCGCGCAAGUUGGAAAUGUACCGUAUAUUACAUGUACCGAUUUCCAAGUUACAUAUUGAAAGAGCGCUCAUCAAUGAUUGUACUGUGUAUCAUCAAGACGUUAUAGAGGUGUCUUUUUUAUAAAUUGAGUUUAUGGCGAGAACCAAAAAUGAGUUAUGUGGAGUGUCGUUGCAGUGAGCAAAGAGUUAUAGAAAUUAGUAGACAGUAAAAAGCUGAUCAAUUUAAUGUAACAACUACUUUCGAUAAUAUAUUAAUAAUCAUCGGGCAGAUUUACAUUCUACUGCACAUGAAAGGCAAGUGUAAAUAUCCAUACCUACUUAUGGGGAAAGAACUAUGUAAAAUUUGCAAUCAAUAAACAAGUCCUAAGCCACGAAAA